ACAAUGAAUCUUAUCAUACUGAGAACACUGGAAAUUAUUUUAAGUGUGGAAUUCAUAAUUGGAAAUUUAGGAAAUGCAUUCAUAGCACUGGUGAGCUGCAUGGACUGGAUCAAGAGAAGAAAGAUCUCUUUAGCUGACCAAAUCCUCACUGCUUUGGCACUUUCCAGAACUGGUGUACUCUGGUCAAUAAUCAUAGCUCUAGUGAUAUCUUUGCAGAACCAAGAUUUGUGGAUGACUGAACAAAUCAUAAGAAUGAUUAAUCUUACUUGGAUGGUGACCAACCAUUUUAGCCUCUGGCUUGCCUCAAGUCUGGGCAUCUUGUAUUUUCUCAAGAUAGCUAAUUUUUCUAACUCUGCUUUUCUUUACCUAAAGUGGAGAGUUAAAAAGGUGGUGUCAAUGACCCUGCUGGUGUCUCUGGUCCUUCUGUUUUUAAACAUUGUAUUUAUAAACACACAAAUUGAUGCCUGGAUUGGUGGAUAUAAAGGAAACCUGUCUUACAGUUUCUGUUCGAGGAAGUUUGAACAACUUUCUAGGAUUAGUGUAAUCAUCAACACUGUUUUCCUUUCCGCACCUUUCACCGUGUCCCUGAUCACUUUUCUCCUGCUAAUCUUCUCUCUGUGGAAACAUCUGAAGAGGAUGCAGCACAGUGACAAAGGAUCCAGAGAUGUCAGCACUAUGGCUCAUGUGAAAGCCUUGCAAACUGUGAUCGUCUUUCUGUUACUGUACGCCAUUUACUUUCUGUCUCUUGUGCAAUUUUGGGUCUCUCAGUUUGUGGCAAAAAGUGUGAUUGUUUUGUUUUGUUUGGCUGCUGGAAUAGUUUUCCCUUCAGGUCACCCAUUUGUCCUGAUUCUGGGAAAUAGUAAACUGAGGCAGGCUUCUCUGUCAGUGCUGGGGCGACUGAAGUGCAGGUUCAAAGAUGUGGACCCCUAA
Messenger RNA from Marmota flaviventris (yellow-bellied marmot), 930 nucleotides. Its product is annotated as taste receptor type 2 member 14-like. Gene Ontology annotation, cellular component: membrane. The record is from RefSeq and is a predicted model, not a curated record. Gene Ontology annotation, molecular function: G protein-coupled receptor activity; bitter taste receptor activity. Gene Ontology annotation, biological process: detection of chemical stimulus involved in sensory perception of bitter taste; sensory perception of taste; G protein-coupled receptor signaling pathway. NCBI's taxonomy places the organism in Eukaryota, Metazoa, Chordata, Mammalia, Rodentia, Sciuridae.